AUGCCAGAAGUUGCUGAAGUCUCGCACGUAUGUGCAUUACUAAGAAGAAACGUCAUUGGAUACUCAAUUCGAGAAACCAGACUUAAUGUAGACAAGCUAGUGUUUCCACAGCUUAAAGCGACCGAAGAGCCGGAAAAGACGCUUUUGGAGUUUGAAUCUCGACUUUUGGGAGCAACUGUCGCCAGUGUGGGUCGCCAUGGCAAGUACUUCUGGCUCAGAUUUGUCAAACCAGACCACGAUCCAACGGUUAUGUUGAUGCACUUUGGAAUGACGGGAAUGGUAAAGCUUAGAAAUGUGGACUCACAUUUGAUCUUCAUGGAGAAUGGCGGUGAUAAAAAGGUAAGGAAAGAGGUGGAGAAGGAGAUAGUGAACGAAAAGAACGCGAAGAACGUGAAAACCAUGAAGAACGUGAAGAACGUGAAGCUGGAGGAGGUCAAAGUAGAGAUUGAGAAAGUGGAGGUGCAGAAGGAGUCUGGUCCUCCUGAAGAAGAGACAUUUGUGAAGGCAGAAACCAUUAAAGAAUCGCCUAAUGACACAGUUGACGAAAUCUCAUCAACAGCUGAAUGGCCACCUCGUUUUACGAAAUUCGAACUUGUAUUCGAGAAGCAGGAUGCGACUCCCCAAACUCUCGACUUUGCUUUUACAGAUCCAAGAAGACUUGGGCGCGUGCGUUUCCUAACUGGUCCUCAGUAUCUGACCGAUGAGCAACUUCUAGCUGAGGAUCCACUCAAGGCAUUGGGACCAGAUUACUCAAAGGAUCCACAUCGGGACGUCGAGAAUGUUAAAGACGUGUUUGUGACGGGAGAUCCUGAUCCACAUCACCACGGAAGGCCACGUUUGGCCUUUGACGAGUUCAGUCGGUUGGUUCUCUCCAAAAAGAAACCUAUCAAGAGUUUACUACUUGAUCAGGACAAAUUUGCUGGUAUAGGCAACUGGGUCAGUGACGAGAUUCUCUUCCGGGCCAAAAUACAUCCGGCGGAAGUGAUUUCCAACAAAAUCGCUGAUCCUGAGAGUGAACACUUGCAGAGACUCUACGAGGCAAUAAUCUUUGUGAUGGAGGAAAGCGUGCGUGUUGAGGGCAAUGUGCGAGAGUUCCCUGAAGACUGGCUCAUGUUGUUUAGGUGGGGAAAGGGCAGGAAAGAGAAGCAGAAGACGAAGAAUGGGUAUAGUGUUGAUUACGAAACUAUUGGAGGGAGGACCAGUUGCUUUGUCCGUGAGUUGCAAAAGCCGUUGAAAAGAGAGGUGACGGAGAAGGAAGAAAAUACAAGGAAGGUCAAGCGAAAGGUAAGCUCGAAAUAA
This is a messenger RNA of Sungouiella intermedia, 1299 nucleotides long. The record is from the annotation of a GenBank genome assembly. NCBI's taxonomy places the organism in Eukaryota, Fungi, Ascomycota, Pichiomycetes, Serinales, Metschnikowiaceae.